Molecule: messenger RNA, 7002 nt
Organism: Vitis vinifera (wine grape)
Lineage: Eukaryota; Viridiplantae; Streptophyta; Magnoliopsida; Vitales; Vitaceae
Product: putative disease resistance RPP13-like protein 1
Exons: 6
Coding region: 193-4515 (1440 amino acids)
Biological process (GO): defense response to other organism
Molecular function (GO): ADP binding; protein binding
Source: RefSeq, a predicted model, not a curated record
GAAUGCGCCAUUCAUCUUCCACUUGCUUUUGCCUUGGGGAAAGCGCAUCCACCUCCCACUUGCUUUUCCUUUUCUUUUUCUCACCCCCAAUGAUGAUUCCUCCAAGCAAACCCAGUUUUGCACUUUGGUGGUAUCGCGGUAACAGAAACCAAUCCUCUGAAUUCCUAUUGCAAAGCAACAGUCGACACAGAUAUGGCGGACGCCCUCCUCUCAGCUUCGCUUCAAGUUCUAUUCGAAAGGUUGGCUUCUCCAGAGCUCAUAAACUUCAUUCGGCGACGGAACCUUAGCGAUGAACUCCUCAACGAGUUGAAGAGGAAACUCGUGGUUGUUCUCAAUGUGCUCGAUGAUGCGGAGGUGAAGCAAUUUUCAAACCCAAAUGUCAAAGAGUGGCUCGUCCAUGUCAAGGGUGCUGUGUAUGAUGCGGAAGACCUGUUGGACGAGAUCGCUACCGACGCUUUGCGUUGCAAGAUGGAAGCUGCUGACUCCCAAACCGGCGGAACUCUUAAGGCGUGGAAAUGGAACAAGUUCUCUGCUUGUGUGAAGGCUCCAUUUGCUAUCAAAAGCAUGGAGUCCAGGGUCAGGGGCACGAUUGAUCAACUGGAAAAAAUCGCAGGAGAAAUAGUUGGGUUGGGGCUGGCAGAAGGUGGGGGCGAGAAACGGUCACCAAGACCAAGAUCACGAAUGUCCACUUCUUUGGAGGAUGACUCCAUUGUUGUCGGCAGGGAUGAAAUUCAGAAGGAGAUGAUGGAGUGGUUGCUUUCUGACAAUACAACAGGCGGCAAAAUGGGGGUGAUGUCCAUAGUGGGCAUGGGCGGCAGCGGCAAGACCACGCUUGCUCGGCUUCUCUAUAACGAUGAGGGAGUGAAGGAACACUUCGACUUGAAAGCAUGGGUCUAUGUUUCCCCUGAGUUUCUCCUUAUCAAACUCACCAAAACCAUUCUUGAGGAAAUUCGUUCUCCGCCUACUUCCGCUGACAACCUAAAUUUGCUUCAGCUUCAACUCAAAGAGAAACUUAGUAACAAGAAAUUUCUGCUUGUCCUUGAUGACGUCUGGAAUUUAAAGCCUCGUGAUGAAGGUUAUAUGGAGCUUAGCGAUCGUGAAGGUUGGAAUAUUCUACGAACUCCACUCCUCGCUGCAGCAGAGGGAAGCAAGAUUGUCAUGACCAGUCGUGAUCAAUCUGUUGCAACAACCAUGCGAGCAGUCCCUACUCAUCAUCUUGGGAAAUUAAGCUCUGAAGAUAGUUGGUCCCUGUUUAAAAAGCAUGCAUUUGAAGAUAGAGACCCCAACGCAUACCUUGAGCUUGAACGCAUAGGCAGACAGAUUGUGGACAAGUGCCAAGGAUUACCUUUGGCUGUGAAAGCACUCGGCUGUCUCUUGUAUUCUAAGGUCGAAAAAAGGGAAUGGGACGAUGUGUUGAAAAGUGAAAUAUGGCAUCCGCAGAGUGGCUCCGAAAUUCUUCCGUCUUUGAUAUUAAGCUACCAUCAUCUUUCUCUACCUCUGAAGCAUUGUUUUGCUUAUUGUUCUAUUUUUCCCCAGGACCACCAAUUCUACAAAGAGAAGCUGAUUUUAUUAUGGAUGGCAGAAGGUCUUUUACACCCACAACAAAACGAAGGAACGAGAAUGGAAGAGAUAGGUGAGUCAUAUUUUGAUGAACUUCUCGCCAAGUCAUUCUUUCAAAAAUCUAUUGGAAGAAAAGGAUCAUGCUUUGUAAUGCAUGAUCUAAUACAUGAAUUGGCUCAACACGUGUCUGGAGAUUUUUGUGCUCGAGUGGAAGAUGAUGUUAAGUUACCAAAAGUAUCUGAGAAGGCUCACCACUUUGUGUACUUUAAAAGUGAUUAUACUGAGUUGGUUGCAUUUAAGAAUUUUGAGGUUAUGACUAGAGCUAAAUCUCUUCGGACAUUCUUAGAAGUGAAGUUAAUCGGAAACCUACCUUGGUAUUAUUUGAGUAAAAGGGUUUUACAAGAUAUAUUACCAAAAAUGUGGUGUUUACGUGUGUUAUCAUUAUGUGCAUAUGCAAUAACUGAUUUGCCUAAAUCGAUAGGUAAUUUGAAACAUUUGCGUUACUUGGAUUUGUCUUUCACGAUGAUUAAAAAUUUACCUGAAUCAAUAUGUUGUUUAUGCAAUUUACAAACGAUGAUGCUGAGAAAAUGUUCAAAACUUGAUGAAUUGCCUUCAAAGAUGGGAAAAUUGAUUAAUUUGCGCUAUCUUGAUAUUGAUGGAUGUGGUUCAUUGAGAGAAAUGUCAAGUCAUGGAAUUGGUCGAUUAAAAAGUUUACAAAGGUUGACUCAAUUUAUUGUGGGCCAAAACGAUGGAUUAAGAAUUGGAGAAUUGGGGGAGCUGUUAGAGAUUCGAGGAAAACUUUGUAUUUCAAACAUGGAGAAUGUGGUGAGUGUCAAUGAUGCAUCAAGGGCUAAUAUGAAGGAUAAAAGUUAUCUUGAUGAGUUAAUCUUUGAUUGGGGUGACGAGUGUACCAAUGGUGUUACACAAAGUGGUGCAACAACGCAUGAUAUACUCAACAAGUUACAACCUCAUCCAAAUUUAAAACAACUCUCCAUCACAAACUAUCCUGGUGAAGGAUUUCCAAAUUGGCUUGGAGAUCCUUCAGUGCUGAAUCUCGUGUCCCUUGAGCUUCGGGGUUGUGGCAAUUGCUCAACAUUGCCACCACUUGGACAACUAACCCAGCUUAAAUAUCUGCAAAUCUCAAGGAUGAAUGGAGUAGAGUGUGUGGGUGAUGAGUUCUAUGGGAAUGCUUCCUUUCAAUUCCUAGAAACACUAUCAUUUGAGGAUAUGAAGAAUUGGGAGAAAUGGUUAUGUUGUGGAGAAUUCCCUCGUCUCCAAAAGCUUUUUAUACGAAAGUGUCCCAAACUCACUGGGAAAUUACCAGAACAACUUCUUUCAUUGGUGGAACUUCAAAUUCGUGAAUGUCCGCAGCUGCUUAUGGCUUCACUCACAGUUCCUGCAAUUUGUCAAUUGAGGAUGAUGGAUUUUGGUAAACUGCAGUUGCAAAUGGCAGGUUGUGACUUCACAGCUCUUCAAACUUCAGAAAUUGAAAUUUUAGAUGUGUCUCAGUGGAGUCAACUUCCAAUGGCACCACACCAGCUCUCAAUUAGAGAAUGUGAUUAUGCGGAGUCUCUGCUAGAGGAGGAAAUCUCGCAAACCAACAUACAUGAUCUGAAAAUCUAUGAUUGUAGUUUUUCUAGAUCCCUGCACAAAGUUGGUUUACCCACUACACUGAAAUCACUAUUCAUCUCUGAAUGCUCGAAAUUAGCGUUUCCCCUACCUGAGUUGUUCAGAUGUCAUCUCCCAGUCCUUGAAAGUCUAAAAAUCAAACAUGGUGUUAUCGAUGAUUCUCUCUCGUUAUCCUUCUCAUUAGGCAUCUUCCCCAAGUUGACUCAUUUCACAAUCGAUGGUCUUAAGGGGCUUGAGAAGCUCUCGAUUUUGGUUUCAGAGGGUGAUCCCACAUCUUUAUGUUCCCUGUCUCUAGAUGGUUGCCCUGAUCUUGAAUCUAUCGAAUUGCACGCUCUCAACUUGGAGUCUUGUUCGAUUUAUAGGUGCUCCAAGCUCAGGUCGUUGGCACACAGACAGUCAUCUGUACAGAAGUUGAAUUUAGGGUCUUGUCCAGAAUUGUUGUUUCAGAGAGAGGGUUUGCCUUCCAACCUACGUAACCUUGGAAUUACCGAUUUCACGCCCCAGGUGGAGUGGGGUUUGCAAAGGCUGACCUCUCUUACUCAUUUCACAAUCGAAGGUGGAUGUGAAGACAUUGAAUUAUUUCCCAAGGAGUGUUUGCUGCCCUCUUCUCUGACUUCUCUUGAAAUUGAAUCAUUUCCCGAUCUCAAGUCUCUUGACAGUGGGGGUCUUCAACAGCUCACCUCUCUUCUAAAAUUAAAGAUCAACCACUGCCCAGAGCUCCAGUUCUCGACAGGAUCGGUUUUUCAACACCUUAUCUCUCUAAAACGAUUAGAAAUUUAUGGAUGCUCGAGGCUCCAAUCAUUGACAGAAGCGGGUCUUCAACACCUCACCUCUCUUGAAAAAUUGGAGAUCGCAAACUGCCCAAUGCUCCAAUCCUUGACAAAAGUGGGUCUUCAACACCUCACCUCUCUUAAAACACUAGGGAUCAAUAACUGCCGAAUGCUCCAAUCCUUGACAGAAGUGGGUCUUCAACACCUCACCUCUCUUGAAAGUUUGUGGAUCAAUAACUGCCCAAUGCUCCAAUCCUUGACAAAAGUGGGUCUUCAACACCUCACCUCUCUUGAAAGUUUGUGGAUCAAUAAGUGCUCAAUGCUCCAAUCCUUGACAAAAGUGGGUCUUCAACACCUCACCUCUCUCAAAACAUUGCGGAUCUAUGACUGUAGUAAGCUCAAAUACUUGACAAAAGAGAGACUUCCAGACUCCCUCUCUUAUCUGUUCAUCUACAAAUGUCCUUUACUGGAAAAACGGUGUCAAUUUGAGAAAGGGGAAGAAUGGCGUUAUAUAGCUCACAUUCCAAAUAUAGAGAUCAAUGGUGUGCUAUAUUAAUCAAAGUGCCACUCCGCCAAUAUAGAGUCAGCACAGAGAAAAGAUUGAAGCAACAGACUGGGAACUCCAGCAAAGAAAAUCCGUUUCCCCUGGCCCAGACUAAUCUUUGGCAGGCUUUCUCUGAGGCAGGUGCCCAGACAACAAUAGCAAGUCUGUUAGGACCCAAAAUGGCCAUCACAACAAACCAGCCACAGAAGGAACUUCUGGCCCUGAAACUUGGGGUUUUGGAACAGAGAGUUUUACAGCCACCCCUGCUGCCAGCUCUAAUAUUUCCAGACCCUCCCCAUUGGAGGCAAUAAUGCCCAGCUGUUUGUUGACUCAAAGAAGAUUGAGGGCAAGCUGGCUACUCAACCUGCUGAAUGGGCUGGUUUCUAACUUAUUUGGUGAGGUUAUAUCAUCCUGGGCACUUCUGGCCAUAAGAGAUGGGAAUAGGUAAAAAAGCAAAACAGAAAGGGAUUCAUGGCUUUCUGGGCAUGAUUAUGCUUGUAAGUAUUGAGUGUUCGCCUUAUGCAAUAGAAUACAACAUCUGCAUAAGUUCCCUGGUUUCCAUGGACUACUUACAAACUUGUACUGUUCUGAAUGCCUCGAUUUUCAGGUAGGAAAAAUAAUAAUUUCUUUUAAUAUUGUCCUGUCUGUGACCUUAUCCUUCUAUUUUGCCAUCUAUUUUUGUUUAAUCCAUGAAAAUCUUGUAUCAUAUUUCAUUUGCAUUUGUUACAUGAAUAAAUCCUGGUUUUAUGUUACUGUUUUUAGAAAAUUAUUAGUCAAAUGAGUUUUUGGACUGUCUUUAGCUAUUUUCGACUAUUUUUCUAUAUCUUGUCUUAGAUCUAAAUGCAUUAGCUGGACAAUAGAAUGGUGGUUACUUAUCUAACAGAUGAUGUUUUUAAUCUUAUUGCAGAAUGAAAGAAAACUCAACCCUCUCAUCCGUAAUUGAGAACCAUCUAAAGACUGGCCAUGGAAUAAGCUCAAGCCUUUCUGUACAGAGCAGCUGGACUCUCUCAAAUUUUUUCUUUGUAAAUAUCCAAAGCUAUGAGUUCAAAGUCAUUAAAUGUGCCAAUCCCCGUUGACCUCAAUAAGAGCUUAAGGAGUGUGUUAGACUGUUACCAUUGAUCAAUUCAGUCCAAAAGGCAUUCCAUUCAGGGAAGAGGAAAUAGAAGAAAAUGGCAGCUCUUGAUGUAUUUUGAUUUUGAUCAAGGCUUUCUUGAUGUAUACUCUGAUGUUUUGCUCAGAUUAAUCCUGAUGAUUUUCUUAACUGGAAAGGUGACUUUUCCCAGUGAAGGAAUUGGAGAUUCCUGGGUGCUGAACUAUUGAUGUCCAUUGUUCUGUUCAAGAAGAACAAGAAAUUAUUGAACCCCGGCAUUGAGCUGAUGCUUCAUAACGUGUUAUUAUAAGAGACAUAGGCUGCCCGAGUUGUCUGAAUAUACCCCAUAGUCCCUCUGAUGCCUGUACACAAGUCCUGGGGCGCCUCCAAAAAGGAAGCUUGAUAAAGAACCAUUGUGCAUAAACUCAUACACCAGAAGUCACGUGUUCACCCACACACUGCAGUAAUGCAGCAAGUGUCGUAGAUUCUUAUGCAACAGAAUUUCCAGAACCUGAUGGUAAUAUCCCUUUGUAGACAGUGCCAAAGGCUUCUACCAUCGCUUGUACUCAGGAUUCUGUGAUAAAGCUGCAGACUUUUGAGGUUCAAGCAGUAGAAAACUAGAGAAAUUGCAGCCACAGAAACAAAGAAGAACGCAGAGGGGCCUAAGAGGACUGAGAGUAUUAGAAUUGCUUUAUUUUGCUUGCCUCUGCCUGAAGUUAGUUCACUGGACUUCAACAGAAUGAUUAGAGCACCUCUGGCAACAGCAGUUUGAUCCAACCUCCCAUUUGAAAGAGGUAGUCUUUUCCUCCAACAGCUUCCAGUUCCAUUUGCAAACCUCAGGUCCUCAAAAAUGGCAACUGCACAGUAGGCUCCAACACCAAUCCCUGAGUUGGCAAUAUGGUAUUAGUUGGGUGCUUGAAGCUCUCCCAUACACAGGUAUACAAUUUCCGUCUCCAAGCAUGGCACCAUGCACUGCUUCACUGCUCACAUUACCAGUCUUUGUCUUCCAUAUCUCUUGAACAAGCUGUCCAUUGGUAGUAAGCUCAACUUUUGAUCCUCUUGGCACUGGUUAACUUCCAUUUGCAGUCCAGAUAGCAAGAAGGAAUAGAUCCUUUUCACUUGGAGACCGUCGGAAUCCAAAUGCAAAAUCACCAGAAGGGGAAGCCCAUGUGGAGUUGUCAUCAGUGGCAUAGAGAGAUGAACCCAAGGUUAUAUUACUAUAAGCUUGGCUGAUGAGUAACAAGUAGAGGUAGAAAGACAGUAAGUUAUUAUGUGAAUAAUUGGUCACCCGACUGGUUUUCCCUGCAUGUUGAUUAAGUUGAAAGAGUCUAGAGGUAGAAAGACAGUAAGUUAUUAUGUGAACAUCCUCUUGUAAUUGAAUAGUGUGAAAGCAAAUUUUUUUCAAGAUA